GCUGUCAGGCGCAGUUAUGUGCGUCGGAAGACUCAGCGGACUCUUUACUCUGACAAACUCUGACUGAAAGACGACCUGCAGCGCGACACGCAGAAAAGGAAGCUUUUUCUUUUUUGUUGGUUUUUAAUCAAAUCAAAGUUUAAAAACACCCUACUAAAUAGUUUGUUUAUGCGCAAAAGAGGAAUUUAAGCGAGAACUGAACCAUAUGGACGCUGCAAAGAUAUAAUAAAAGGACUCUAUUUUAAAGAACCUCCUGGAUAUUUACUCUCUUUAUAAAUAUAUAAACCAGAGAGCCCUCAUAGAGCACCCAGGGAGAGAUAGAGAUGGAUGUGGCUGCUGAUCAGCCCCGUUGGAUGCAUCCCCACGCAACCAUGCUGAAUGGACAACACCCGGACUCCCACCACCCCGGCCUGGGCCACAGCUACAUGGAGCCCACCACACAGCUGCUGCCUCCAGAUGAGGUGGACGUUUUCUUUAAUCACCUGGACUCGCAGGGAAACCCUUAUUACCCAAACACAGCCCGGGCCAGGGUGUCCUACAGCCAAGCGCACGCUCGUCUGACCGGGACUCAGGUCUGCCGGCCUCAUCUCCUCCACAGCCCGGGGAUCUCGUGGCUUGACGGAGGGAAAGCAGCCCUGUCGGCCCAUCACCAUAACGCCUGGGCCGUAAGCCCCUUCAGCAAACCCAGCCUGCACCAUCCGGGCUCCGCUUCCCCAGGCGCGCUCUCUGCUGUCUACUCCUGCAGCAGCAACUCAAACGCGCCCAGCGCAUCUUCUCUGACGCCGCAGUCUCAAAGCAGCUCCCACCCUUACACUUUCCCCCCUACACCACCCAAAGACGUAUCCCCGGACCCGGGAGCCGCGUCCCCUUCCUCCUCCGCCGCCCUCAGGAUGGACGAAAAGGAAUCUAUCAAAUAUCAAUUGUCUUUAACGGACAGCAUGAAGAUUGAGGAUUCCAAUCAGCUGAGAAACAGCCUGGCUUCAAUGAGCGCACAGACCCCAUCUGCCCACCAUCCCAUACCACCUUACAACCCGUACUCCCUCCCAACGCCCCACGACUAUGGCAGCAGCCUGUUCCACCCGGGGAGCCUGCUGGGGUCCACGCAUGGCUUCCCCCACAAGAGCAAGAGCAAGGCUCGGUCCUGCACCGAGGGCCGUGAGUGUGUUAACUGUGGAGCCACUUCCACACCUCUCUGGAGACGGGACAGCACUGGACACUACCUGUGCAAUGCCUGCGGACUCUACCACAAAAUGAAUGGCCAGAACAGACCGCUCAUCAAACCCAAACGGAGGCUGUCGGCUGCCAGACGAGCAGGCACCUGUUGUGCUAACUGUCAGACGACCACCACCACACUCUGGCGGCGCAACGCAAAUGGAGACCCAGUAUGCAAUGCCUGUGGCCUCUACUACAAGCUGCAUAACGUGAACCGGCCUCUCACCAUGAAAAAGGAGGGAAUACAGACUCGGAAUCGGAAGAUGUCUAACAAGUCCAAAAAGAACAAGCGAGCCGGCGACAGCUAUGAGGAGUUCUCCAAAAGUCUGCAUGACAAGAACUCCCCUUUCAGUGCAACGUCACUGGCUGGUCACAUGACCAUGGGCCACUUGCCACCUUUUAGCCACGCUGGACACAUGCUCCCCACGCCCACCCCUAUACACCCCUCAUUUGGACAUCCUCACCACUCUAAUAUGGUUACAGCGAUGGGCUAAGGUGGAGACACGGACCUCUGCAGAGAUUUGAAAAUGGUUGUAUAUGACUGUAAAGAACUGGGUGUAAAACAACCUGCAGAGAUGCAAUGGAUACGUCUUUAUAUCCUAUGUGUCUUGAUUGAUUGUUUCAGUCACAGGUUGAAAAACAGAAAGGCGCUUGUAUUCUUUCAUCAACAGGUACAGAAUGUGCUGGAAAAGCUUGGGGCCUUCUUUUUCUUUUUGUUUUUUUUUUGCCAGGCACAUAAAAAACAUGUCUUUGCACCAUAUAAGUUUGUCCCCACUGACUGCUUGAAUAGUGCAGGUUCAACAUGUGCUGAGGAGGUUUGUAGUUACUGUGAAUAUUGUAAAUGUGUGAGACUGGGGGAGCAACCCAGACAGAAAAAAAAAAAAAAAUCCUUUCACCACUUAAAAUAUGCCGGCCUUUUGAUGAUUUUGAAAGCAGAGAAAACUUUCAUUUUAAAACUGUCUAUUAUAAAUAUUGUUAUUGUAAUUAAUAUUGUUAUUCAGAUAAUUUAUUUUCACUAUUGUUUCUUCUUUUGUCUAUAUUCUCUGAUUUAUGAUAUGGAUACAGCUAUUGAGGUUCUGAGUAUAUUUUUAGCUGAAGCGCUUUGUCUGAACUGGUCAACCUUUAUACUCUAACAAAUAAAGAGAUUAAGUUCACUAUA
Cyprinodon tularosa is the source of this 2371-nucleotide messenger RNA. It is a transcript of the gene gata2b, whose product is annotated as GATA binding protein 2b. The record is from RefSeq and is a predicted model, not a curated record. The coding region runs from base 324 to 1706 and encodes 460 amino acids. Gene Ontology annotation, biological process: cell fate commitment; positive regulation of angiogenesis; positive regulation of transcription by RNA polymerase II. Gene Ontology annotation, molecular function: RNA polymerase II cis-regulatory region sequence-specific DNA binding; zinc ion binding; DNA-binding transcription factor activity, RNA polymerase II-specific. Gene Ontology annotation, cellular component: nucleus. The transcript is spliced from 7 exons. Lineage: Eukaryota; Metazoa; Chordata; Actinopteri; Cyprinodontiformes; Cyprinodontidae.